Messenger RNA from Chara braunii, 2310 nucleotides. The record is from the annotation of a GenBank genome assembly. Lineage: Eukaryota; Viridiplantae; Streptophyta; Charophyceae; Charales; Characeae.
CCAACAGACUGGAGGGAGUGAAGAAGAAGAAGGACGAGUAGCGCGGAUGCUUCGUUGCGUGCAGUUCUCUGUCGGGGGCAAGAUUAAUCGCUUUUAGGGGAGUGGAAACGACUGAGGGAUUCCCCAGAGUUUUCUGCACCAUCGAAAUGCAAACCAAGUUUCUGCUUUAAGGUCGAACGAAGAGAAGUGGAAGACGUGCCUUUUUCCUUCUUAGCCGAUGACAACGAGCGACAGCGACGUUACGAUUGGAGAGUAUUGAUGAAAGGUUCUCCUGGAAGAGAGGAAGUGGUGUUGGGAGGUGAAGGAAAGGGAGGCCGAUGGACUGAAGGCGGACAAGGCACAGAAGCGCAUGAUCUGGGUGACAUGGCGCCUUCCAACUCGAAGCCAGUCAUAGGGAUCGACCUGGGUACGUCGUUCUGCUGUGUGGCAGUUUUCCAAAAUGGUGCAGUGGACAUCGUGCCAAACGCUCAGGGCCUUCGCACUACGCCGUCCUCCAUCGCUUUCACGGAGAGGCAAACCUUCGUUGGUCAAGCGGCCGUGAGGAAUGGGGCGCGUUUCCCCAACCAGUGCGCCUACGAGGUGAAGCGGCUGAUGGGGAGGUCUGUUCUUCAUCCCAAGGUCCAGGAGUACAAGAGAAUGUGGCCGUUCAAAGUCAUUGCGGGAGAGCGAGACAUGGCCGUUGUAUGGUUCGAAAAGGUCCCCGACGGCAAGCAAACGUUCUCACCCCCGGAAAUUUCCUCCCUUCUGCUGAAGGACAUGAAAAAAAUUGCCGAGGCCUUUGCGAAUUCCGAGAUCGAGGAUGCCGUGAUAACUGUUCCCGCACACUUCAGUGAUAGUCAGCGGGAGGCCACGAGAGAGGCGGGGCGUAAAGCCGGUUUGAACGUGCUGCAGCUGCUGAAUGAACCGACGGCAGCAGCAGUAGCGUAUAUUCAUCAGAAGAAACUGGAGGAGUCUGAUGGAAGGAACAUCAUGGUCUUCGAUCUGGGAGGGGGUACGCUCGACGUCUCGAUCAUUGCCCUGGAGAGCGGCGGCCUACUUGUGCGCGAGGUGAAAGGCGAUUCUGAUCUUGGAGGUGCGGACUUCGACAGCAACCUCAUGAGGCAUGUUGCGGAGCAGUACAAGCGUGACAUGGGUCGGGAUCUUCUCGCCGACCAGAAGCUAUUGCCGCGAGUGAGGGAGACAAUCUGUUUGGCGAAGCACACUUUGUCCACCCAAGACGAGGCGGACAUUGAGUUAUACUCCGGAGAUAUAGAUCUGAACCAGUCUAUACUCCGGGCUAAGUUUGAACAGAUUAACGAGGAGCUGUUCCGAAAAUGCAUGGCGAUCGUUGAAGAAGCGCUUCGAGGAGCCAACAUGACUAGUCACGACAUCUCGGACGUGAUUUUAGCCGGGGGGUCAACGCGGAUCCAAAAGGUCCGAGAGAUGCUCAAGCAGUUCUUUGCCAGGCCUCCGUUAUCAGUUGUUCAUCCGGAUGAAGUGGUGGCGUAUGGUGCGGCCGUGCAGGCAGCUUUUCUCUCGCCCCUUGUGAUGGGAAACCAUAAGCCUAAGGUGCCUGUGUGCGAUGUCAACCCGAAAAGCAUCGGUGUGAUGGUCAGUCCUGGGGAAAUGAUUGUCGUGAUCCCCAAGAACUCUCGCCUUCCGGCAACCGGGGAGCUUGAUGUUAAGUGCGCAUACGAUUACCAGGAGGCGAUCGAGUUCAAGUUGUACCAAGGGGAGAGGGCCUUGUGCCGUGAUAACCAGUACCUGGGGAACUUUAUGUUGACGGGAUUUAAACCGGUGGCUGCCGAUGGGAAACCAGUGGCGAAGCUUGUUCUGAACGUCGACAGCGACGGCAUCAUUCGUGCAUCCGCGGUAGCCGUAGCCAACAAUCAUGAGGAUGGGAGAACAGAAGAGGUGGGUGUUAUCAUCGGGAGGUUCAGCAAGGAUGGGGCGGACGCUACAGUCGACGAAGGGCGGGAUUGGAGAGCGGUGCAAGAAGAAGACGAGGAGAUGAAGGCAGCGUUCAAGGCGCGGCGGGACCUCCUGUAUCUCGCAUGGGAACUUCGGGAUAAAAGAUUUGCGAAGAUGUCCAAGCCGGAGAGAUCGCUUGUAAUCGAGUUUCUGGAGUGGUUACAGUCUGAGGAGAGUUACGCGUCGAAACGGAUCUACGAGGACAAGACCAAAAAACUCCGUGCAAUUCAAACCCGCUUCGGCGGCGGAAGUGGUCGGUGCUCUUUCGUUGUUUGAGCUCUUCAGAACAGCAAAGGGAACCUCUCCAUCCUUCUCCAUCGUCCUUCAUGCCUCCUAUGCUUCCCAUGCUCUCCAGAAUUG